Messenger RNA from Durusdinium trenchii, 2319 nucleotides. The record is from the annotation of a GenBank genome assembly. Lineage: Eukaryota; Dinophyceae; Suessiales; Symbiodiniaceae.
CUUCAACUUCUUUUGCUCACACAGGGAGGAAGAGGGUUCCCAUGGCAUGGCGCCAUUUGCAGCGGUGGCUUGAGGCCAACCCGGUCGUGAAGCGAAGCGCCAUCAUUGCAGCGAAAGGCGUUGUCGGCGCCUCUGCUGGCGCCGUGGGCUUGGCGUUGGGCCUCCGAGAGGCGAAGAGAACGCUGCAAUACGAAACCCCUGUUGAUGUGUGGAGGGAGGCCUCUUUGGAUGUCAGAAGCUCGGGGGCAUCAAGUUCUGCAGCUUCGGCUUUGGCAUCUGUUCGCAGUGUAUGUGCACGAAACCAAAUCCAGGAAGAAGACUUUUGGGCUGCAGCCAAAAGGCUAAGACCUGUGGAGCAGCAGCUGGAGGAACUUCAUGCUUUGGGAUUGCCGAAGGACAAGCUCCAUGCCAGAGAGGAUGAAUUGGCAGCAAAGUGGAAGGAGAAAGGCUACUUUGACCCCAAGCGUCUUGCGAUCGAUCGAGCUACUCUCUUCGGUCGUCGACUGACCAGUGAUGCACAAGGAGUUGACAUUGGAUUGCUGGUUCCACCAUAUUUGCCACUCCAUGGAAAGACUACAGUGACUACAGGCUCUGUCGAUGCUCCUGCUACAUCACCAGUGAGUUGGAGCCAGGACAUGCUGCAGCAAAGUGAGAAGGCUUUGGACACAUGGGGCUUCGUGCUACUGCGUGGCUUAUUGACUCCGGAGGACGUGCAGUCGCUUCGCUGUGCGUUGGGCCUCGAUUGCAAAGACAAGAGGGCUCCGCCACGCCGGGCAGCUGAAGUUGGCCUUUGGCAGCAACAGCAAGAUCCGAACGUCUCCAUGGGUCGCUACACCUAUGGCCGGCUUCAUCUCCUGCUUCGAGGAUCACCUCAGUACGAGAUGGACGCCGUGUCACCUCAUGCUUCAGUGGCACCCUUGGUUCACAAGCACUUUGAGAUUCAGGACAUGGCUGGUAACCCCAUCUUCCUGUCAGAAGCACAGCUCGUCAUUGCAGAUCCGUGUGCCGAAACUCAACAAUGGCAUAUUGAGUCUGCUACUGGCAAAGGACUCUCCAUUUUUAUUCCCUUGGGAAACGUUGCGCUGGACCGGGGGCUGCAAGAGCUGUUGCCUGGCACGCAUGUUCUUCAUGAUCCUCGCCAUGGGCUCCGCGACCGGUGGCGGCGAUGUCUUCGAAGCCUUUGUGCGACGCAUGGUGGUGUCUUAGCGAUGACCGACAACGUUUGGUCUGCUGGAGAUGCCCUGGUGCUGGAUUCCGGUACCUUGCAUAGAGGCUUGGCCAACGACAGCUUGGGGGCUCCAGUCCCAGUUCUUGUUUUGCGCUAUGACCCGAAGGAUCGGCCGGCACCAGGCUGUCGACGGUCUUGGCUGCUUACAAUGACGCGGAUGGGCCAAUGUUUAUCCAAUGUGUUCCAUCUCUACUCGUGGAUGUGAAUGCAAAAUGUGCGUCACGACUGCUGCUGGGCGAAUUGGUGCAAAUCCAAAUCCAUAGAGAUGGGGCCCGCACUGUCACUGUUUCUGUUUUUAAAUGUACUGGUGCCAGUUGGUUUGGGUGCUUCAGUCAGUUUUCUUUGGGAUUUUGUGGACGUGCACUGCAGCCGUAGCUGGCUCUAUGAAACGGAGUCCUUCCUGGACUUGGGGAGCAUGAACCAAUCCAGCAAGGAGACGCCGCAGUACCAAACGCUGAAGCGAAUCCAAAAGAAAUUCCUAGUCCGCGCAAACGAAUCCUUGACGAAGAUUAUUCCCGGAACUGGCGUUCGCCCUGCCAGUCAGAUCAGACGCCUCGAAAAGCAGCUCAAGGAGAAGCGAGAAGAGUUGGGAAAGCUGGCAGAGCAGGAGCUGUUGAGCCACAUGGCCAUGGCUGGGGCCAGGAAAAAGGCGGCUGAACAGCAAGAGGUGGCCAACAAGCGGGCAAAGAUGGCAGAAGAGAUAAAAGAGAUGGAAAGGCAGCUGAAUGAAUUGGAAUUGCGGUGAGCAACCGACCAUCGCAGGGCUUCAGUGAGAAUCGGUGAGAACUGGUUAUUGGCCUUGACCUUCUGCAAGACUGCAUCUUGGUCAUGCGGCCUUUUGUGCAACCUGGAGAUUUUGGGGUGUGAGGGUGCCCCACUCUUCCCACAGACGUGGUGCAGAUUGCAGUAAUCUCCAGCACAGCGUGAUGCAACUUGCCAGAAGGCAUUGCCAAAAGCAUCCAUCGGGUUUGCUUCCAUUUGUGUAGAAGGAGAUUGCACUUUAGGUGCAGGUUGCAUGUGAAAAACACUUGCUGCUUGCGUGCCGUCAAAAUUUUAUGCAUGGUGAGCUGGUGAUCCUGAUUGAUCCUUGC